This is a messenger RNA of Penicillium diatomitis, 576 nucleotides long. RefSeq lists its product as uncharacterized. Lineage: Eukaryota; Fungi; Ascomycota; Eurotiomycetes; Eurotiales; Aspergillaceae. The transcript has a single exon. The record is from RefSeq and is a predicted model, not a curated record. The coding region runs from base 1 to 576 and encodes 191 amino acids.
AUGUCGUUCACGGAGAAGAAGGCGAUCAACCGCAGCAUCGGACGUCGACUCGUGAUCUACAACCUGAGGAAGUACCUGGGCAAGGAGAAGGGGCUGGACGAGCACGACAUCACGAACAAGGUCAGGUUGAAAUUCGUCUCCCUGUGUCUCGCCGUGGCCGAAGCGUACGAGCAUCCACCCACGGACAUCAGGACGGCCAUCUACACGUUCUACCGCAACAACGUCAACAAGGUCACGGCCGGGUCGAUCCACGAUCCCGCGUGCUCGGAGUUGCAGGCGUUAGCGGCCACGUCCGUGAUGGCGAUCAGAUGCGGCGUCGCGAUGAAGGACCUGUGCUCGGCCUUCUCCUCGAUGUCCCCCAGGCUCGUGGGCUACACCGAGGCCAGAACCCCGUCCGUGAAGAACUUCAGGGCCAUACAGCCGAAGCUGACCGAGCACGGCAGGGAGUACGUCUACGCGAACAGAGGCAGAGCCACGUACGACCUCGAGACCUUGAAGGAGAUCGUGAGGCUGAUCGAGAACAUGUACGUGAACUUGUACGCGCACAAAAUGCGGAUCACGAAGUUGGUCGUGUAG